AUGUUUAAGAAGUUCAUGGCAACAACCAAUCAGUAUAUGGAAGCCAACAACUACUUUAUACGAAAAACAGAUGCAACUCUUCAAGAGCAAAGUGCAGCAAUCAAAAAUUUGGAGACACAAGUGGGACAGAUGACAAUCUCCAUGACGGGUAGAGGACUAGGAAACUUACCUUGCAACAAUGAAAUCAACCCUAAGGAGCACGGAAAGGCUAUAACAACCAGAAUUGGAGUACAACUAUCGAAAAUACAUGUAAAAAGACUAGUAGCUAGCAAGGAAUCAGCACCAACCUCAGAUGAUGAGAUUGUGGAACAGACUGAACAAAUAAUAGGAGAUGUUGCGAAGAAAAAUUUCAAUACAUCACGGGGUACAGUUAUCAAUCCUAUCAACCCUCAUGAACCACCUAUUCCAUUCCCGCAGAGGUUGAAAAAGCUCAAAUUGGAUCAGCAAUAUAGUAAGUUUCUUGAAGUUUUCAAGAAAUUACACAUCAACAUCCCAUUUGAUGAGGUACAAGUAUUAAUAUAA
Olea europaea var. sylvestris is the source of this 522-nucleotide messenger RNA. RefSeq lists its product as uncharacterized. The transcript is spliced from 2 exons. Bases 1 to 522 code for a protein of 173 amino acids. NCBI's taxonomy places the organism in Eukaryota, Viridiplantae, Streptophyta, Magnoliopsida, Lamiales, Oleaceae. The record is from RefSeq and is a predicted model, not a curated record.